This is a messenger RNA of Botrytis sinoallii, 1071 nucleotides long. RefSeq lists its product as uncharacterized. Lineage: Eukaryota; Fungi; Ascomycota; Leotiomycetes; Helotiales; Sclerotiniaceae. Bases 1 to 1071 code for a protein of 356 amino acids. The record is from RefSeq and is a predicted model, not a curated record. The transcript has a single exon.
AUGGAGGCAAGCCAUGGUCCAGAGGGUCGCAAAGUUCUUAAAACAACCAUUAAUAACCUCGAAUACCUCUAUGACGGCGAGAACGUUACGUGUUUUGGACACAAGUUCAUGGAGCUAUGUCUUGGCGAUGACAAUCGUAACAGACCUGUUGAGUUCUGGAAGGCUCAACUCGCAUUUCGAGGCUUUUCACCAAGAGGAAACGAUAUCAAGGCUCUCAAGCAACGUCUGGUUAAUUCUAAUACCGUCCAACCGGAUACCAUGGUCAAGCAAGGCAUCCAGAAAAUGAUGAGGGCCUAUCGCAAGAAGGAUCGUGAAAAUGAGGAGCCAGUGCACCAAGCUCGACAGGCUCGACACGUGGAAGAGGGUGAUCGGGAAGAAUAUGAAGAUUCUGAUGAAGAACCUUUGGAAGACAAUGAGGAAGAAAACAAUGGCGAGGGAGAAGAUGACGAGGGAGAAGAUGACGAGGGAGAAGAUGACGAGGGAGAAAAUGGUGCCGAGACAGAUAAAGAUUCUGAAGAAUACGACAACGAUGCUGAUGAUUCCGACGAGGAGCUUAACGAUGGACCAUGGGAUAUCACCGGACACUGGGAAUUGGAAUGCAAAACUAUGUCUUCAAACUACAGUCAAUCGAAAUCAUACACCUUUGACAUCUUCUCUGCACCACGCGGACAAGCCCGGCAAGUCUUCGGCCGUUUCAACCUUGGGAAAUUCAAGGGUAUAAUCCGGUUUGCUCGUGGACGCAACUCUGCCGAUCGAAACGAAUAUCUUCUCAAUCAGCAAUUCGAUCCAUGGACUGCGGAUAAUACAAGACUCUAUCGAUGGAGAGGCAAAGAUUGUCAGGACAUCAUUCAACUCGGCUCUGAUUCACGUUCUUACACAAUGACAUUCUCGCGCGGCGUUAAAAGAGUCAACGGUGUCUGGGGCACACACGAUGGGGAUCCAGGAACUGUGGAAUUUACUGGGCGAAAGGUCUCGGAGGAAGACAUAUUUUCUGGGAGUGGGAUUUUACACGAGUGGACGAAUCACAAUCAGCAUGCGUAUGAUGCAGCUAAUAGGGCAAGAUGGAGAUGA